GCAGCCUGAGCGCCUGGCGGGGGCUCCGCUCCGCGCCCGGAGCUGGGACGGGGCCGGCACCGGCGGCACAGCAAAGCUCCACGGCUCCGCGACACUGCCCCGCUGCCCCGGCCAUGGGGAAGGGGCUGGAGGGGACAGCGGCCCGCUGCGGGCUGGGACUGGGAUACCUGCUGCAGACGGUGGUGCUCCCCGCCCUGGCCGUCCUGGGGGCCAGCCGCCCCGGCUCCGCGGCGCAAGAUGAUGACUUUUUUCAUGAGCUUCCAGAAACUUUUCCAUCUGAUCCUCCAGAGCCAUUGCCUCACUUCCUCAUUGAACCUGAAGAGGCUUACAUUGUGAAGAACAAGCCUGUGAAUCUGUACUGCAAAGCAAGCCCAGCCACACAAAUCUAUUUUAAGUGCAACAGCGAGUGGGUUCAUCAGAAGGACCAUGUGGUGGACGAGAGAGUAGAUGAAACCUCUGGUCUGAUUGUGCGGGAGGUGAGCAUCGAGAUCUCGCGGCAGCAGGUGGAGGAGCUCUUUGGGCCGGAGGAUUACUGGUGCCAGUGCGUGGCCUGGAGCUCGGCGGGCACCACCAAGAGCCGCAAAGCCUACGUGCGCAUCGCCUAUCUCCGGAAAACUUUUGAGCAGGAGCCCUUAGGGAAAGAAGUGUCCCUGGAGCAAGAGGUCCUGCUCCAGUGCCGUCCCCCUGAAGGGAUCCCAGUGGCUGAGGUGGAGUGGCUGAAGAAUGAAGAGGUGAUUGAUCCUGUGGAAGACCGAAACUUCUACAUCACCAUUGAUCACAACCUGAUCAUCAAGCAAGCCCGGCUUUCUGACACCGCCAACUACACCUGUGUUGCAAAAAACAUCGUGGCCAAAAGGAAAAGCACCACAGCCACUGUGAUAGUCUAUGUGAACGGAGGCUGGUCCACCUGGACAGAGUGGUCUGUGUGCAACAGCCGCUGCGGGAGAGGCUUCCAGAAGCGCACGAGGACCUGCACCAACCCUGCCCCGCUCAACGGCGGCGCCUUCUGCGAGGGCCAGAGCGUCCAGAAAAUAGCUUGCACCACUCUGUGUCCAGUGGAUGGCAAGUGGACAUCCUGGAGCAAGUGGUCCACGUGUGGCACAGAGUGCACCCACUGGCGCCGCAGAGAGUGCACGGCCCCAGCUCCCAAGAACGGGGGCAAGGACUGCGAGGGGCUGGUGCUGCAGUCCAAGAACUGCACAGAUGGGCUCUGCAUGCAGGCUGCUCCUGACUCAGAUGAUGUUGCUCUCUACGUGGGGAUUGUCAUCGCCGUGAUCGUGUGCCUGGCCAUUUCCGUGGUCGUGGCCCUGUUUGUGUACCGCAAGAACCACCGGGACUUCGAGUCGGAUAUCAUCGACUCCUCGGCACUAAAUGGGGGAUUUCAGCCUGUCAACAUCAAGGCUGCAAGGCAAGACCUCCUGGCAGUGCCACCAGACCUCACUUCUGCGGCAGCCAUGUACAGAGGUCCCGUGUACGCCUUGCAUGAUGUCUCUGAUAAAAUCCCAAUGACCAACUCUCCAAUCCUGGACCCGCUCCCCAACUUGAAGAUCAAGGUCUAUAACACCUCUGGUGCAGUCACUCCCCAGGAUGACCUCUCUGACUUCUCCUCCAAGCUAUCCCCACAGAUCACACAGUCUCUGCUGGAGAAUGAGACCCUGAACAUGAAGAACCAGAGCCUUGCUCGGCAAACUGACCCGUCAUGCACUGCCUUUGGGACCUUCAACUCCUUAGGAGGCCACCUAGUAAUUCCCAAUUCAGGAGUAAGUUUGCUGAUCCCAGCAGGAGCCGUUCCACAAGGGAGAGUCUAUGAAAUGUAUCUGACAGUUCACAGGAAGGAGAACAUGAGGCCACCAGUAGAAGACAGCCAAACGCUGCUGACACCAGUGGUGAGCUGUGGCCCACCAGGAGCCCUGCUGACCCGGCCUGUCAUUCUAACCAUGCACCACUGUGCAGAGCCAAACACAGAGGACUGGCAGAUCCAGCUGAAGCACCAGGCUGCCCAGGGACCGUGGGAGGAUGUGGUGGUAGUCGGAGAGGAAAACUUCACCACGCCGUGCUAUAUCCAGCUGGACCCAGAGGCCUGCCACAUCCUGACAGAAACCCUCAGCACCUAUGCCUUGGUGGGACAGUCAGUCACCAAGGCAGCAGCCAAACGUCUCAAACUGGCCAUCUUUGGACCGUUGUCCUGCUCUUCCCUGGAGUACAGCAUCCGGGUCUACUGCCUCGAUGACAUGCAGGAUGCUCUUAAGGAAGUCCUCCAGCUUGAGCAGCAGAUGGGUGGGCAGCUUUUGGAAGAGCCUAAAACUUUGCAUUUCAAGGGAAGCACCCACAACCUCCGUCUGUCCAUUCAUGACAUUGCCCAUUCCCUCUGGAAGAGCAAGCUGCUGGCUAAAUACCAGGAAAUUCCCUUUUACCACAUCUGGAGUGGAUGUCAGAGGAACCUGCACUGCACCUUCACACUGGAAAGGUUCAGUCUGAACACCCAGGAGCUGGUGUGCAAACUGUGCGUGCGACAGGUCGAAGGAGAAGGACAGAUCUUCCAGCUUAACUGUUCUGUCUCAGAGGAGCCUACUGGUGUUGAUUACCCUCCCAUGGACUCAGCGGGCACCAUCACCACCAUCGUGGGGCCCAGCGCUUUCAGCAUCCCCCACCCGAUAAGGCAGAAGCUGUGCAGCAGCCUGGACGCUCCCCAGACCAGGGGCCACGACUGGCGCAUGCUGGCCCACAAGCUGAAACUGGACAGGUACUUAAAUUAUUUUGCUACGAAAUCAAGUCCCACCGGGGUGAUCCUGGAUCUCUGGGAAGCCCAGAAUUUCCCUGAUGGCAACCUGAGCAUGCUGGCAGCAGUUCUGGAAGAAAUGGGAAGACACGAAACAGUUGUUUCUUUGGCAGCAGAAGGAAAUUACUGAUGCAGCCUUGGCAUGACCAGGAAGGACAGACGCGGGGAGCGGUAAUGCCCUGUUAUUGCAAAGGAGAAUUGAAAUGAAAACCCAGACCAAUGAGUGAACACAAGAGACAUUUCAGAGAAGAAAGCAAGCAAACAAACAGAAAAAAACCAGCCCUGACCUUCACACGUGCUCUCCUUGUACAUUAUCACAGGAUCAGAAAGAGAUCAUGCAAAGUUGUACCUUGAAAAUAUAAAUCAACCUAAUGUUCCUCUCGGCUUGGCUGUACACUGCUUGGUACAGGUUUUUACAGUUUCCUAGGAAACGCUUUUUAUUGCUAUCCAGAUAUAUGGAUAAACUUUCUUAACAAUCCCAGUUUCUAUGGAUGUUGUUUACAUCAAAUUCUGGACAGGGGUAAGGAAACUGUCCAUGGCUCUUUAUAUUUUUUUGUUUAAAGCCAUUGUAGACAAGACUAUGGACAGUUGGUUGUGGCUAUUUCAGCUUAUUGGUUUCUGGUGAAUUCAGAUUUUGGCUACAAUUCUGCACAUUGGUUGUCUCACAAUGAUCCUCCUGUCAUUGUUCUGUUUCCUAGACCUACUUGUAAAAAAAAAAAAAAAAACAAACCAAGAAAAUCAGGGUGUGCAUCUGGAAAGCAGGUACUCUGGCUGAUAAGCAGGAACACACGAAAUGUUCCCUUUCUUCCCCAAGACAGUCCCACUGAGCCUUUUGUGGAGAAUAGCUCUUGGACAGUGGGGAAUGAAGGAUCUGAGUUAAUUUUCAAUUCACACCCUUUCCACCCCUUUGCUAUAUGAGGGGCCAGAUAUGCAAUUCAGAGUGGUUGGAGGGGAGGGGGAGAAACCCAGAAAAAAAUGUAAAAGAGAAGUUGCUAUGAUAGUUAUUUACUGAUUAGUAUCUAGUGCAAGGAUUAUAAUGACUAUUAUUAUUGCCAUUAUUACUUUAUUUCUAAUAUUGUCAGCAGCAGAAUGAAUAAUUUCUGGUUUUAUGGAACCUGUUGUCCCCUCCCUGAAGGUCUUUUUAAGACAUGUCCCUCUCUAUGCUGUCUGUCCUUCCAUUUGUCAUCAUACUCCUCCUCCAGAGUCCUCUGCCAGCCCACAGAGGCUGCUCACCUCUUGUUAGCAUUGCUGUGCUCCAUGGCCAGUGCCAAGGCAGCAUGAACUGGUGACACUCUGCUGAUCUUCACCUACCAAGUGUCUGACCCUGGCGUGACAGGUUGCUCCAAGAAGCUGUCCUGGGGUGGCUGUGAACCAGAGAUGGUGCAAGCAUGUGGAGGCACUGACAUCCUCCACCUGAUUUAUGCAUCCAAGGUGGGCCUCCAUAAUUUUUGCUUUGUUUUGUAGCAUUCUAAGAGCCAGAAGUUCCCCACAGAUCUGCAGGUCUCACUGAAACCCACCAGCUCCAGCAAUGCUUGCUGUGCCAGGGCUGCUGCCAGCCCAGCCCUCUGCUGGGUCACUUCUGUGUGAGAUGCACUUGGCAGAUCUCCAUGGACAUUCCCAGGCACUGCUGCAGCCAGGGAAGCCUGUGUUCCAUGGGGCAGUGCAGGGCAGUGGAGUGGUGAAGUUGAGAUCCUGUGUGCUGCAGUUUGCUGCCUUUGCUGCUCCUGCCACCACCGCUGCCUGGGCAGGGCAGUGCAGUCCUCGGUGGCUGGCCAGGGAACACUUGUCCCUCUACAGCCCUCACAAAACGGGUGAGAUGGGAGCUUUGCAAAAGGAGCAAACCAAAAAUGGUUGUCACUGCAAACGUAUUUUGUUCUGUUCACUGAAAAUUGUGGCUUUGGUACAUGACAGCACAUAGGAUUGCAGUAGUUUUACCACCUGACUGGGCUGUCAUUUAUGUCUGGCACAGAAAGGCUUGUCUGCCCCAACCUGUCCACUCCAGGUUCCCAGCAAGGCCCUGGUUGUUGCUGUGGUGCACACAUGCAUGCCCCUGCCCACGUACACAUUACCAUUCCAUAUGCUUCCCGAGACUGAAGUUAGCUUGUUCUCUUUUGUGCUUUUAGUUUUGCUUUCCCCAAGGCUUUCCAGAUUGCACCUUUGAAGGUAACUGAAAAUGUCAUCGGUCAAAAUGAAAAGAAAAUUUCAUCUGACCUUUUUUUCCAUUUGACAUUUCCACAGCCUUGUCACUUUUUGCUUAUAGUUCCCUGACCAGUGAGUUAGGUUUUGAUUUACCACCAGACAGCCAGCCCAAAAAGUUCUCUUCCUUGUAAGAGGUAACCAGGCAGUUUGCAAACCAGCAUUUCAGUCAAAACUGGAGACCAGAGGACAUUGUAGCUUUCAACAUCUGUGUGCAUUUUGCUCGUGUAAGCCCCACCUUCUCUUAAUGUGGAGAUG
Messenger RNA from Melospiza georgiana, 5233 nucleotides. It is a transcript of the gene UNC5C, whose product is annotated as unc-5 netrin receptor C. Gene Ontology annotation, molecular function: netrin receptor activity; protein binding. Gene Ontology annotation, cellular component: membrane. Gene Ontology annotation, biological process: netrin-activated signaling pathway. The coding region runs from base 114 to 2909 and encodes 931 amino acids. The record is from RefSeq and is a predicted model, not a curated record. The transcript has 16 exons. Lineage: Eukaryota; Metazoa; Chordata; Aves; Passeriformes; Passerellidae.